This is a messenger RNA of Arabidopsis thaliana (thale cress), 686 nucleotides long. RefSeq names its product plant invertase/pectin methylesterase inhibitor superfamily protein. Lineage: Eukaryota; Viridiplantae; Streptophyta; Magnoliopsida; Brassicales; Brassicaceae. Gene Ontology annotation, molecular function: enzyme inhibitor activity; pectinesterase inhibitor activity. The transcript has a single exon. The coding region runs from base 75 to 638 and encodes 187 amino acids. The record is from RefSeq and is marked reviewed.
UAUAUUAGUACUAUGCAAUAAGAACCUCACAUGCUCAAAGUACACGCAUAAAUAUACUUCUGCAGCCAAAAACAAUGGCUUAUCCUUGCGUCAAAAGAAACGUAUCUUCACUUCUUCCUCUUCUCGUUCUUCUAUCAAUCACUCCUUUUUCAUCAUCUUUGUCUCCGAGUGACAAAGUCACAAACGAAACACUUAACCAACUCUGCUCAAAACCAAACAUUUACAACCACUUCUGCAUCGCUUGGCUAACCUCUGAUCCUACAACAUUCACCCUCGACCUACAAGGUCUUCUCGAUUCGGUUUUUCAAAAGACGCAAUUGUUGGGCUAUAAGAGCCUAGCGGCGAUGAAAGGCUCAGUGAAUACCACGACUGAUCCGGCGCUCAAGAUCCCAUUUGAGACUUGCGUGACGGAUUAUGAAGUAGCCAUUAAAGCGAUCGAGGAAGCUCAAGGGUUUGUGACAUCUAAGGCGUACGACUUAGCAUCUCUGGGGGCAGCUAAAGCCUUCAUUAGUAUAUCAGUGUGUGAAACUCAGUUUGAAGGACGGGAUAAUGUGCCAGUUUAUGUAACGAAACUCAAUAUGUUUUUUAAGAGAAUGUGUAACAUUGAUAGGGUUUUCUCCGACGUUUUGAGAACUUGAUUCUUUAUAUAUCUUUUACCUGCAAGAUGGCAGAAACUAUUCAAUGUC